GGUCUACAGAGGGCUUCAAAUUAUUUGCAACGUUUAGUAGAUCCAUACCCCUUAUAUUCUUGCAACAUGGUCGAGUCAUCGGUCUCUACUCCGUUGGAAGUUUAGUGCGUCAGGGCUCCUCGUGUUAUUUGGCUAUAUAAUUUGUAUCUUUCUCGCUCAAGAACAUUGCAUUAAAAUACAAUGCCAAAGAAUAAAGGAAAGGGAGGUAAAAACCGGAGAAGGGGAAAGAAUGAAAAUGAAACCGAAAAGAGAGAGCUGGUGUUCAAGGAAGAUGGACAAGAAUACGCUCAAGUUACGAAGAUGCUGGGUAACGGUAGACUCGAAGCUAUGUGCUUUGAUGGUGUCAAACGGUUAUGCCACAUCAGAGGAAAGCUGCGUAAGAAGGUAUGGAUAAAUCAAGGUGACAUCAUACUAAUCGGACUGAGGGAUUAUCAAGAUGCUAAAGCAGAUGUCAUAUUGAAAUAUACAUCUGAUGAAGCUCGUAACUUGAAAACUUAUGGUGAAUUUCCAGAAACUGUCCGAAUCAACGAUACUGUUACUUUUGUGGAAGAUGGACUUGAUGAGGACAUCGAAUUUGGUGAUGAAAUCAGUAAUGAUGAUGAAGAUGAUGUGGACAAUAUCUGAUGACCUACAACAUAAUAAUAAUAAAAUUACUAUUAUUAUGAAUAAAAUUACAUCACCAUACAGAAUGCAUGAGGACAGUUAUUCAUUUCAUGAAAUGCAAUUAUACAUCAAAUUUUUCUCCUA
Molecule: messenger RNA, 747 nt
Organism: Harpegnathos saltator (Jerdon's jumping ant)
Lineage: Eukaryota; Metazoa; Arthropoda; Insecta; Hymenoptera; Formicidae
Gene: eIF1A
Product: eukaryotic translation initiation factor 1A
Exons: 5
Coding region: 181-624 (147 amino acids)
Biological process (GO): translational initiation
Molecular function (GO): RNA binding; translation initiation factor activity
Source: RefSeq, a predicted model, not a curated record